Mycetomoellerius zeteki is the source of this 4549-nucleotide messenger RNA. It is a transcript of the gene stac, whose product is annotated as C2 and C2B_Munc13-like domain-containing protein staccato. The transcript is spliced from 17 exons. The coding region runs from base 792 to 4121 and encodes 1109 amino acids. The record is from RefSeq and is a predicted model, not a curated record. Gene Ontology annotation, cellular component: secretory vesicle. NCBI's taxonomy places the organism in Eukaryota, Metazoa, Arthropoda, Insecta, Hymenoptera, Formicidae.
UGGCAUACUCGUGCAUGCUUAUAUCAUAGACCAUUAUUGUAGAUGUCAACUGUGUAAGAUGUAAUUGUGUAAUAUCACGAUUUAUGCGUGCUACGAUUGAUGGCAAUCGUUAAUUAUGUAUACAAACGAUUGAAUAUGCAACGACUCAGUAUAUUGUCGAUAAGAAAGGUCGUGGCCAUCGUGAAAGUUCAUCUUUGGCUGUGAGUUUAAUACCGCAACGAAAUUCAUCGAUCGUGCAUGCGAUAAAUUAGUAUCCUCUCUCUGUCGUUAAUAACGCAUAAAAUACUUUUGGAAAAUUAUCUUUAGCUAUUAGCUAAAGCAAUAAUUUUUAUUGCCCCUCUUCUCUCUUCCAUCGAAUGUGAGUGUACAGGGGUCAGUGCGCGGAAUUCUUUGUCCUCACGCAAGGUCCGAAUGUGUUGCGCGAGCAGGUCCAACGUCUAAUUGAAACCAGGACCACUGGUGCAUGAACGUCAUUGUUCUUGCCGAACAACAUGAUCUUCUGUCUUGCAUCUCCACGGGUCAUUGUCGUGCUGUUCUAGAUUUCUUUUCGCUAGAUCUUCUGUCCGUUAUCGUCGUCACAGCUGUUCGAAACGAAUCGUCUAAGAAAAUUGUCGGUGCACCGCUUAAAGUAAAAGAAUUAUGAUUCGGCUAAAUAAAUUUAAUAAUGAUUGCGUUGGACACAAAUAGUGCGAAUCACAGGAGAACUACAUGAAAAGUGUAGAAUGUAUAACCCAAUAAUUAUAUGACAGUCUGUGUGGUUAUUGUUUCUAAAUCGACAAGUGAAUAAUUAAAUGAGGUUUAAUAUGGUGAGCACAAAUCCGCCCAUAGGGACAAACACCCUCAACCGUAAGAGAAAUACAUUUUGUGGAAUACCAAAGGCUGAAAUUGAACGUAGGACUAAUGCGCUUUUACAAUCCAUGACGAUCGAAGAGCUUUAUGCUGCGCUAGUGUAUAUGACACAACAUCAAAUUGGCUUCGACGUUUCUAAAGAAUGUAACCAAGAAACUCUUUUGAACCAUUUACAAAGUGCCUUCAAAAUUGAUAAUAAAACACACGAGAGAGUAUUGGAACAAACGCAAAAUCUUGAGCCACCAGAACUGCAUCUUAACAUUGAAGUAAUCGAAGCCAAAGAAUUAGUCCCCAAAGAUUCGAAUGGUAAAAGUGAUCCUUUCUGCGCCCUUUAUCUCGAAUCAGCGCCUACCAGAAGAUACAAUACUGCCGUAAAAACAUGUACAUUAAGUCCAAUCUGGGAAGAACACUUUGAACUGCCGCUGGAGGACCCUGAAAAUGACAUUUUAUAUCUUGAAGUAUGGGAUUUUGAUGCUGCCGAAACUGUGCCUGAAAAAAUGAGUAAAGUUAAAGAUAUUAAAGGUGUUCGUGGCUUAGUUAAAUUAGCCAAAGAAAUUGCAGUAACAGCUACAACUGGUAGUCAUAAUAAUGAAUUUAUUGGUCGAUGUCGGAUAUCCUUGAAGGAUAUACCUACAACGGGUCAUACUAUGUGGUACGCUCUAGACAAGAAAAAUAAGUCCAAACGUCGUGGCGUUGUAAAGCUCCGAUUGGCCUUCAGUGCAGAACAUAAUGCACAAGUGGCCGCACAAGAACACCGACACCUGCUAAGAGUGUUGCUGCUUCAUGAGAUUGAAAUGGAAAAAAUUGAAAAGUAUUGUUGGUGUGGUCGUUGGUCGGGACCAGCCGAAGCACUCAUUCUUCAACAUAGCGCGCAACGUGGCUUACUAGCCAGAAAUCUCGCUUUGGCACAAUGGAUUGAAUAUGCAAGGAUCCACGAGGAACAUCCAUUAAGUUUCACAAUCUUUAAUGAACUUAUAAUCAAUUUGCUUAGACCAAUGGACAGUGGUCUGUUUUCCGUUGAUGAAACAAAACUCUUUUGGAAAGCCACAAAGAAAAUUGUAUUUUCAUGCCUAAACACUAUACGAAAAAUUAGAAAAUUGAUUUUAGGGAACCAAAAUACGAUAAUACAAUUAACUUCCAUCUUAAGGGUAUUAUCAUCCAUAUCCUCUUUGAAAGUUCCUGAAGAUGUUGACUUCUUUCCCGCCAAAAUGUACUUUUGGUUUCCUGAAUCUGAAAAUUUGAAAAUAGAUAUACUCCAAGGUUUAGAAUACACUAUUACACAAAGUUGUGCUGAAUGGUUUGAACAUAUAUUAAGCAAUAAUUCGCCUGAAACAGAAUCUGAUGAAGACGCGCUUAGGUAUCAUAUUAAAGUAGUUCAACUGAUUAGAGCAGAUUUACAGAGAGCUAUUGAUUAUUAUGACAAAAUAUUCAUAAAGAAAAUCAAUAUUCCAUAUGCAAGAAUGAUGUAUUAUGCGUAUGAAAAGAGAAUCAGUGAUAUGUGCAUGAUCAUUAUAGAGGACGUGUGUGCCAGAUUGAAACGAAUUGAAGUUGAUAGCACUGAUAAUGCGGAAUUGAGCCUAGGCACGACUCUAUUCGAGCUUUAUCUUAUACUUCAAAGAUAUGCCACACUUGGCCAAGUACUUUGUGCCGAAGGACAGCUAGAGAAUAUGAAGAUACAGAAUUAUUACGAUUGGUUUAAGGGCGGUGUCGCGCAUUGGCUGGAAAUUGCAGUAUAUAAAGCACUUAAACGCAUCGAUAGAGCAGUCGAAAUUGAUACUUUGCAAGCAGUCGACAGUAGCGUUCAGUAUAGUUCAAGCGCUGUAGAUACAUUAACAACAUUCUAUCAAAUUAAAGUUUUUUGGACGCAGCUAGCGUGGCCCGAUAUUGAAGGUUCUUAUACGUUCAUAGCAAGAAUUAUUGAUGAUAUUUGUAAAUGUUCCAUGGCAUAUGCUGAUAAAAUGGCAGAAAAAGCGGAGAUAACAACGGAAUUAGAACAACUUUCUCAGAGCAGCGUGUAUGAAAAAAGAUUUACAAUAUCAACAGCAUGGUGCUUUGCUAUUAAUAAUAUCGAUUAUAUCAGAACAUCGAUUGCACCACUGGCUCAGGACUUGGGAUUACAGGAUAUUAUAAAUGCUUUAGGAGAGCACAAGACUCAUGAAGAGGCUGAUCGUUGUCGACAGACUCUUCAGCUUAUCAUUAACAAUGCCACAGAUACUGUGAAGAACAAGAUCAUAGAGUUAUUGGAAAUUGUAGCCAAUAAAAUGGCUCCUGCAAUGAAUAGAUAUCUCAUGGAGGGUGCCGAAUUAAUUGACACAACCAGCAACGCGAUGGAUCGUCUGCUACAGUAUUUAGACAGUAAUCUAGCAACUUUGCAUGAUAAUCUCAACGAGGACAACUUUAACAGAGUUCUCCAUGUGAUUUGGGAAAUCAUAUCACAAACGUUGUAUGAUCUAGUCAACACUAAUUUAGAGAAACGACGACCACCAGCAUUUUACUCGAAUUUGCAUAAAACUCUUCACACGCUCAUUCGAUUCUUUAAUCUCGGUGCUGAUGAAACAGCAAACAUCCAGGUUUUGGAAAAAAUAGAACGUCUCUUACAAUUACAUGGACUCGAGACUGCUGAGCUCAUACAUCGUUAUCAUCAAGAACGCAUGGAGGAACAGAAGAAAAUGGAAGAACCUGUUUAUGGUCUUGUCAGCAUCAAAGCAUAUUUUGUUGAUAAUUCGUUGAACAUCCAGAUUCUAAAUGCCAGAAAUCUCCGAUGUAUGGAUAGCAAUGGCAAUUUUAUAAGCAAGCUGUCUACUCUCGAGCGUAAACUACAUUCAAAAUCUAAACAAAAAGUCAAAGAAGGGAAGACAAGUAAAUGCGAUUCCUAUGUGAAGAUCAGAUUAUUACCCGAGGAGAAAUUUGCCGAAGUUAAAACGCCUAAGACGCAUGUGCAGAAGGAAACACAGUUUCCCCUUUUCGACGAAACGUUUAACAUUCCUCUUACUCCGGAACAAAGAGCCGUAGAGAACGCUAUAGUAGCAUUUGAAUUAAAAGACAAGGACUUUCUUAGAGCAAGAUUUAUGGCUGAAGCUUUCCUAACAUUUAAUGAGAUUCCUGACACUGAACCAGAAACUAGCUUCGCAAUUUUAAAUCAAAUUCAUUUAAAGCUUUCUCGUCCGACCAAAAAAGAUACAGACAUCAUUCGUGCAUUGGAACACCGAAAAGGAGACAAUCAAGCGAUGGACUUCAUUUCAAGGCUUAAUACUAAGAUGAAUUCUAAAUGAUACACGUGGAGUUUCAACUUUAACAUUGAUCUACGUUUGGAUAAUUUUCGAAAAUACGCAAUGCAAAAUGUAUUCACGCAACUCAGUCUGUAUAAGGCAUGGCAAUGUUAAUAUCGCAACCUGCCUUACCAAAAGUCGCUGUGAAUGUUUCUUGAUAAAUAUGUUUCGGUCAUCGUGUUAUUAUUAAUUCCAUAACACGAUGCUGACAAAUGUCUUAAGGCUGUGCACAGUUUCGAUCGUUUUUAUACUUUCGAGAGAAUUAUUCAAUAACGCAUUUCGAAACUUUAACCGAAGGCUGAGUAAGUGCUACUUAGAAAGAAGUAUAAUUGUAUUUAUUAUACAGUAGUAAAUUAUAUGUUGAACAACUAUAAUACACAUACUCAAAAAUAUUUUUGUAAUAUAAUUUAAACGAUAACGUACUUGCAAUG